This is a messenger RNA of Caenorhabditis remanei, 549 nucleotides long. RefSeq lists its product as uncharacterized. The transcript has a single exon. NCBI's taxonomy places the organism in Eukaryota, Metazoa, Nematoda, Chromadorea, Rhabditida, Rhabditidae. The record is from RefSeq and is a predicted model, not a curated record. Bases 1 to 549 code for a protein of 182 amino acids.
AUGGACACUGGGGGGCGUGCUCUAAUUGCACCAAGACUCUCAGAUUGUCUGCGAGUACAGGAUACUGAAAUAGCAAAAGGCGGGAAGCGGAACGUAUUCCGCUUCCCAAAAACUAUCACUCCCAAAUUACAUGUGCUAAAAACAAGAAAAAACGGCGGUACUUCCUUGGAGCUGAGAACAACGGGGAGUGCAACUGCCGUGACCUCCUCUGCAUGGACACUGGGGGGGGGGGGCGUGCUCCAAUUGCACCAAGACUCUCGUCCUCAGGCUCUAGGAUACUUCUGUUCGAUCUGCCAGACUCACGGACAACUCACUGGAAAACCCCGGCCAGCAAGAAAUGUUGUUUGUAACACUGAGGAUGCCAAGAAGAUUCAAGAGUUGAAUCAAAUGGAGAUCUCGGAAGGAGGCACAAUUCCAAUGACUGAGUUUAAGAAGGUUCAAGAGGAGGAGCUUACCAACAGAUGGAUGAUAAAUGAACUGACAGAAAAGGACGAAGAAAUGAUUGACAGUUCUCAGCUCACUCAUCGCCGUUGCUGGAAGUGUUUUUGA